This is a messenger RNA of Helianthus annuus (common sunflower), 1045 nucleotides long. Its product is annotated as carbonic anhydrase 2. The record is from RefSeq and is a predicted model, not a curated record. NCBI's taxonomy places the organism in Eukaryota, Viridiplantae, Streptophyta, Magnoliopsida, Asterales, Asteraceae. Bases 62 to 817 code for a protein of 251 amino acids. Gene Ontology annotation, biological process: carbon utilization. Gene Ontology annotation, molecular function: carbonate dehydratase activity; zinc ion binding. The transcript has 8 exons.
CGAAGUUCAUAUUUCAAAUAUUCUCCAUAGAUUGUGGAACAUCAAGAACACAUCGAUCAACAUGUCAAAGUACUUGAAUGAAGAAUCAAUCACACCUGAAAAAACGCCAAGAAAAGAAGAGGAAGUAGAGGACACCGUUCAGACCAAUCUUGACACUGAACUAUUGUCGGCAUUUGACCCAAUAAAAAGGAUGAAUCAUGGGUUUAAGCACUUCAAGAUUCACGAAUUCAACAAGCAUCCUGAUUAUUACCGUAAACUAGCAGAGAAACAAGAACCAAAGUUUCUAAUAUUUGCUUGUUCGGACUCACGAGUUUCCCCUACUAACAUCCUGAACCUACGACCCGGGGAAGCUUUCAUGGCUCGUAAUAUUGCCAACUUGGUUCCUGAGUUUAAUAAGCUUAAGCACGCCGGAGUUGGCGCAAUCAUUGAAUAUGCAAUCUUAGCUCUCAAGGUUGAGGUUAUCGUGGUGAUUGGGCACAGUCGAUGUGGUGGAAUCACUCGACUAAUAUCACUUCCCGACGAUGAAACAUCUUAUGACUUCAUAGACGAUUGGGUUAGCAUCGGUGAGCCUGCGAAAGCAAAGGUGAUUGCUGAGCAUCCCGGAGCAUCAGGCGAAGAGCUUCAAACACUGGUUGAAAAGGAGUCGGUGAGGAACUCGCUACGAAAUUUGCUAUCAUACCCUUACGUUGAAUCUGGCAUAGCAAAUAAUACACUUAAACUAUUGGGCAGAUACUAUGAUUUUGUUCGUGGAGAAUUUCAAAAACUUGACGAUGAUGAUGAUAUCAAACCAACAACCAACAUACAAGAGAGUGAUUAAGUUCAUGGGAUUAACAGUAUUAUCUUUCGGUUCUUCAUGUUCCGUUUGAUAUAAGCUACCUUGUUUGUAAGCCAAUAAUAAGCACAAUACAUGUGCAGUUGAAUAAACUCGUCUUCUGUUACAAUGAAUUAUGGCGUGUGUUUUUUGUUCAAGGUGACGUGGUCUAUGUAAUUCUCUUGUAUCAUUGUUAUAUAUUCAAAAAGAUUAUCAUCGUUAAAUAUUCAAUAA